This is a messenger RNA of Mucor velutinosus, 381 nucleotides long. RefSeq names its product protein transport protein sft2 (gene SFT2). Lineage: Eukaryota; Fungi; Mucoromycota; Mucoromycetes; Mucorales; Mucoraceae. The transcript has a single exon. The coding region runs from base 1 to 381 and encodes 126 amino acids. The record is from RefSeq and is a predicted model, not a curated record.
AUGCUAACAACUCGAAAGAUUGCUCUUGAUAAUGCAGACAGAUGUAGGAAACAAGAGCCUCUAGAUGUUUUCAGAACGGCAAAAUCCGAGAGUGAUGUUUCCAAUCUUGAUAACUAUAGAAAGGUGUCUUCAACCAUUGAAAAGAUACCCACCAACACUCCACUCGAGAUAAAAGUAGAACCACAGGAAAUGGAUACAAAGCUCGCUUUGGUAGAUCCACUCGAUAUAGCGACAGACAAUUCCCAGGGACUCAAAGCUCAUGAUAAUCGCCCUGAACUCGAUUUGAAGGACAAGAAGACACCAGAGAAUCAAGGUGAAUUGUUUGUACAUAUCAGUUACUAUGCCACUCAUCAAUCCUUGUAUCAAAGGCUUUUAUUGUAA